UAUUAAGCAUGUAACAUUGCUGUUCUUUAUGUGGGAUGUCACUUGGAACCUUAAAAUAAGCGCUAUUCUUGUUUCCUAUAGAAUUGAAGACUCAAUACAAAAAUUUUUAUAUCCAACAAAUAGUGUUGAAAUUGAUUACACUGCACAACCACUAACUCAUACUCAUCGAUCACUUCAUCCUGUUUCACAACGAAAAACACAUUUGCGAAUUAUGCUGGCAACUAAUUCAAUAAGGUUUCACUUGUUAGAAAUGCCAAGUCUAUAACUUUGUAUAGAAUGGACCAAUAAAGCAUUGCAAUUUCUGUCAAUCCAAUCUCUGUUUAUACUGUGGAUCUCUACUUGACCUCUUUUCAACCUCCAAAGGCAUUUGCUACUCCUGUUAGAAAUAGGAAUUUCUCUACUACAAAAUAGCUUACAUCGUAAUGAUCCUAUUCGUUGGAUUGCUUUUGCCCUACUUAGCCUUCAAUUACUUGUUGACCAAAUUCUUCGACCCAAUCCACCAAUAUGAUUUUUGUAAGGAUAGAUUUUGUACUGCUCUGCUCCUCUUCAUUUUGCUUUUCCCUCUUCUAUUCCCCUACGCAAUCAUCUAGUUGAUCUUUACAGGAAUCAAAUCCAUCAUCAGAAACUUUCGAUGACUUGAUCUAUUCAUAGUACU
Molecule: messenger RNA, 655 nt
Organism: Paramecium octaurelia
Lineage: Eukaryota; Ciliophora; Oligohymenophorea; Peniculida; Parameciidae
Source: the annotation of a GenBank genome assembly